Lathyrus oleraceus (garden pea) is the source of this 834-nucleotide messenger RNA. RefSeq lists its product as uncharacterized. The coding region runs from base 1 to 834 and encodes 277 amino acids. The record is from RefSeq and is a predicted model, not a curated record. The transcript has a single exon. Lineage: Eukaryota; Viridiplantae; Streptophyta; Magnoliopsida; Fabales; Fabaceae.
AUGGCCGAACAACUAGAGAACGAGAACAAAGAACUCAAAGAAGAAGUAAGCCGGUUAUCUGCUCUGGUGGAGUCUCUGCUCCAGGCUCAGAAGCAAGCUGUAAAUGUGCAAGCGUCUACGUCCAAUCAAGCACCUGAAGUAGCUCCUACCUCUAUACCAGCCCCUGUUAUGGGAUCAGUCAAUGUUAUGCCUUUCGGUUACCCUUGGGGGAUGCCCAAUAAUUUCAUGCCCGAAGGGCAUUAUCCGCAAGUGCAUGCUCAGCCGACAUCUAGCCCGGUCCCUGCGGUGCCACCCCCGGUGGUUAAUUUUGUUCCUAUUCCAGCUCCAAUUCCUCAAGUCCGUGUUGACGAGACUAUUUACCAUUCCAAGGCCUUUGAAAACCCGAAUGUGUAUGACAAAAUAGACGACAUGAGAGACCAGUUCUCUGACUUGAGGAAGGAUAUGAAGGCCCUUCGAGGGAAGGAAUUGUUUGGGAAGAGUGCCUCCGAGCUCUGUUUGGUCCCGAAUGUAAAGAUUCCGAUGAAGUUCAAGGUCCCUGACUUUGAAAAAUACAAGGGGAAUAUCUGUCCGCUCAACCAUAUGGUCAUGUAUGCUAGAAAAAUGUCUACGCAUACCGACAAAGACCAACUGCUCAUCCAUUAUUUUCAAGACAUCCUGUCUGGCGCUGCCUUGAAAUGGUACAAGGGUCUUGACUGUGGCUCUGUGUGCACUUUCAAUGACCUCAGUGAGGCUUUUGUAAGGCAGUACAAGUACAACGUGGACAUGGCUCUGGACAGAGAUCAACUAAGGGCGACGUCCAAAAAAUAUAAGGAAACCUUCAAGGAGUAUGCCUAG